AUGGCUCUUUCUGUUGGCGAUCAAUUCCCCUCCGGUGUCAAGUUCACCUACAUUCCAUACAGCCCUGAUCUUGAGGGUGUCACUGCUUGUGGUAUCCCCAUUGCUUACGAUACUGAGAAAGAGUUCCCCUCAAAGAAGGUUGUUAUUGUCUCAGUCCCAGGUGCUUUUACUCCCACAUGCACUGCCAAUCACAUUCCUCCAUUUGUUGAGAAGAUUAAGGACCUUAAGUCCAAGGGCGCUGAUGAAAUCAUUGUUCUUUCCGCAAAUGACCCCUUUGUCCAGGCUGCCUGGGGUAAGGCUCUCGGUGGCUACAAGCAGCUGAUUUUCGCUUCUGAUGGCAAUGCUGCCUUCUCAAAGGCCAUUGGCAAAUCGGUUGACCUCUCUUCCAAGGGUUUCGGAAUCCGAACUGCUCGUUACGCUAUCAUUGUUGACCACGGCAAGGUCACCUACAUUGAACAGGAACCCGGCCCAGGUGUCAGUGUUUCUGGCGUCGAUGCCAUUCUUGCCCACCUUUAA
This is a messenger RNA of Magnusiomyces paraingens, 516 nucleotides long. RefSeq lists its product as uncharacterized. The coding region runs from base 1 to 516 and encodes 171 amino acids. Gene Ontology annotation, cellular component: mitochondrion; peroxisome; cytoplasm. The record is from RefSeq and is a predicted model, not a curated record. Gene Ontology annotation, biological process: cellular response to oxidative stress; cell redox homeostasis; hydrogen peroxide catabolic process. Gene Ontology annotation, molecular function: thioredoxin peroxidase activity. NCBI's taxonomy places the organism in Eukaryota, Fungi, Ascomycota, Dipodascomycetes, Dipodascales, Dipodascaceae. The transcript has 2 exons.